AUGGCACCCCAAGACCGUCUAAACCAAGUCUCCUCCCACCUCAACUUCCCCCAGGGACUCUUCAACAACCAAACCGCCAUCAUCACCGGUGCAGGACAAGGCAUUGGCGCCGAAGCAGCACGCCUAUUUGCCAAUGAAGGUGCCAAGGUUGUCGUUGCUGAUAUCGAUCAGGUCAAAGCAGAAGCAGUCGCCAAACGCAUCAAUGACAUCUCGCCCAACCGCGCAAUCGCCGUUGUAGGCGAUGUCAUGGAUGCAGCUUACAUCGACACUUUAGUAAAGAAAUCCGCUGGAUUCGGCGGUGGAAAGAUUCAUAUUAUUGUCAACAAUGCUGGAUUUACAUGGGAUGGCGUUAUUCACAAGAUCACCGAUAAACAGUGGGACACCAUGCUCUCAGUGCACAACACAGCACCAUUCAAACUCGUCCGCGCCGCAGCGCCCUACUUCCGCGUAAAGGACAAGGAGCCUCGCGUCAUUAUCAAUAUUAGCUCUACCAGCGGAACCCACGGCAACGCAGGCCAAGCAAACUACUCCCUCGCCAAAGCCGGCGUAAUCGGCCUCACAAAAACAAUCGCCAAAGAAUGGGGCCCGCAAUUCGGUGUCCGCGCCAACACAAUCGCAUUCGGCUACAUCCUCACUCGCCUCACAGCCGCAAAGGAAGACGGCGCAGCAUUCGUUGCUGCGGACGGCACAAAGGUCGCUUUGGGGAUUCCAGGCCGAAAGCCAUCUGCGCAGGACACGUUGGCGGCUUAUACCGACAUUCCGCUCAGAAGACCAGGGACAGCGGAGGAGGCGGCUAGGUCGAUUGUAGGUGUGGCGAGUCCGUGGUUUUCGUAUGUUAAUGGGGAGACUAUCGAGGUUACUGGGGGGAGGAAUAUUUAA
Messenger RNA from Talaromyces marneffei, 879 nucleotides. RefSeq lists its product as uncharacterized. The transcript has 4 exons. Lineage: Eukaryota; Fungi; Ascomycota; Eurotiomycetes; Eurotiales; Trichocomaceae. The coding region runs from base 1 to 879 and encodes 292 amino acids. Gene Ontology annotation, molecular function: oxidoreductase activity, acting on the CH-OH group of donors, NAD or NADP as acceptor. The record is from RefSeq and is a predicted model, not a curated record.